AUGCAAAAACAAAAUAAAAUGGAUUAUGAAAUUACAAUACAUGAUGACAGCAUCGAUUUCAAGCACACAAACCCACACAAACAAAAGCACCUUGUAGAUCACUCAAAUGUUGAUUUUUUAGAAGUAAAACCUGGUGCACUUCCAUGAGAUGAAGAAUCAAUGACAUUUUCAAGAGAUGAAGGUGCAAGCCUGAUUCAUUUGCAAAGAGAAAACGAAAAAUUAAGAAACAAAUUGAAAGAAUUAACUUGACUACAAAGUAAAAAUAAAAAAUUGUAUGAAUGCAAAAUAUAGGAAAAAAUAUUUUAUAAUAAAUUGUUUUGGAGAGAAAAAGUAAGUGAAAAAUUAAACCAUCAAAUCGAUUUAGCGGAGAGCCGAAGAAAAAAAAGUAAGCCCCAGAAGAAAAGAACUGGAUAUGAAGAACUAGAAACUGCCAAAAAGAAGUUAGCGCUUUGUGAGUAAUUUCUAUCUAGAAAUCAACGGGGUUCGCUCUUUCCGAAAAUUCAAAAAAUCAAAUUUCUGGUCGAGUUGUUGACCAAAAUGGAAUCGGAGUCCAGAUGCAACAUCUAGUAUCGCACUAGAAUUUUCCCGAUUGGAUAAGCGACAAACUCUCGCCUUGCUGGGCGUUUUCUUUCAAAUUUUAGAGAGUUAUCUUCCCAAAAUGUAAAGCCUUGACCCGGAUGUGAUAAACCCGGCAUUGCGCUCUAUCAACCUGGCCAGAUACACAUUUCCGAAUACUAUCCUCCCUUCCACGAGUUCCCUGGCUUUCCUAAUGAAAUUACUGGAUACAGAUGCUAAGAGGGCAGGCUUGCUCACCACAUCAUUUUAAUGUAUAUCCUAUCUAGAAAUCAAUUUCGAAACUCUAUCAACUAGAAUAAAUCUGCUUAAAGAUCCUGAAUAUGAACGAAAGCUAAAAGAAGAUAUAGAAAAUAACCAAAGAAAGUUAAGAGAGAUCGAAGUUAACGUACAAAGAAAUGCAGCCAUGCAAAGCAAGCGAGGGAAAUUCCUAGGAAAUUUAUUAGAUACAGGAGAGUCCCCAGACACAAUGAAAUCAUUUAUGGAUUUAAUGAACGAAAGAAAAAUUUUGAUCUGCAAAAUCGAAAAAAUUGACCAAAAAAACAGUCAAGUUACGUCCAGUUUUUAUAAUUUCUCUGAAAAAUGCAAUCAAUUUGAAGAAUUAUAUAGAGAAUUAAGCAGGAAUCAAGACCAAAACUAUAGUGACUCAGGAAAAAUAGUGAAAGAAGAAGUGGUUAAACUAGAGAAAGCGAAUUCAAUAAAAGAAAAAGAAUUGAAAAGCAAAGUAUAAUUUAUGCACACAAUAGAUCGCUAUACCCAUCCGAAUAAUGAUCAGAAGAAAUAUUGUCGAGGACACUUGCUUUAUACAGUCUAAUUCUGAUUGGGUAUCUUAAAAUCAUAACGGAGAUUUGUCAUUUUGGUUUUUGCUUUUCGAAAGAAUUGGUAAGCACAAAUUAAUUUUAAAAAUAAAAUGUAUGAUCAAUAAUGAUCUAUUAAAAUCCAGGGGCUAUAAAAAGAUUGAUAAAUAAAAUCAAAGAUCUUGAAACCGAAGACAUUAAUCUAGAUUACGAAAGAGAUAAGCUGAUAGAGGAAAUUAGAGAAAAAGAAAGGGAGAUUAUUUCUUUUAAUAUGAAUAAUUAAGUUUAUUUUAGGAAUUAGAAUUUAGGAGAUAUGGCAGUUUUAGUAAGUUAGAUUAUAAUCAAGCUCAUCAAAAUAUCGCCAAAUUAAGGUUUUCAGAUAGCUUGAUGAUCCAAAAAUCGUCAAGCAUGACAAGGAUUUUCCCAACAGAGCUAAAUGAGUUAGGACCUGCCAAAUCGCACAGUAAAAAGGUUUUGACACCAAAACUGAGGUAG
This is a messenger RNA of Blepharisma stoltei, 1865 nucleotides long. Lineage: Eukaryota; Ciliophora; Heterotrichea; Heterotrichida; Blepharismidae. The record is from the annotation of a GenBank genome assembly.